AUGUCUACAACAUCACCUUCCCCGACUGCAAGUGUGAAUUCUGACGAAUCCAAUGAUUCUAUGUCUUCAGAAUACUCGUCUGAAGUCGUUAAAGACUUGACGGAAGGGAAACCUGUUGAAUAUUUGGCUCAAAGCAGCUAUUAUAAAGUCACAUCCCAUGGAGUCGAAGAUAUUCUUGCUGACUCCGCUUACAGCGUUCAUGAUAAUUCUUUUCAACUGUGCAAGCCUGAAGUCACCUCCGCGCCUCAUACAUUAGACUACAACUCACGUGAUUCAUCCGCUUUUACCAUACAAGAUAUACUUGGAUUGCAACAGUCGUACACAUCAGGAAAUCCCCAUGAAGAGUUAAAUAGAUAUGAAUAUCAAAUACCACAGUAUGAUAACAUAAGUAAUAGUUCGAAUAACAAUUAUGCAUCCGGUGCUGAAGAUGGAAUUGCCGAAGAAUUUCAUAAAGGUGAAAAUGAUUACACUUCAAAUUUGCAAUUGGGUGAACAGGUUGUCUAUAGAAGUUAUACCAACGAAGCCCUACGGUGUCAACAAAGCAACGAAUUAAGCAGUGAUAUUGUGAAAGAUCCUGAAGAACGCGCUAAUGAUCUAAACGAGUCCAGUUUUCCAAAUCAGAAUUCUACAUGGUGUGAUAAAGGUUUACUAAAUAACUCUGGAAUUAGUGUGACAUCUUCUUUAACAAACGAAAAUAUGUCUUCUGACCCAUAUCAAAAAGGAUUUACGAAGAGAGCUAGAACUGCAUAUACAAGCUCACAGUUAGUAGAACUUGAAAAUGAAUUUCAUCAAAACCGUUACCUGUGUCGGCCUCGUCGCAUUGAACUGGCAAAUUACUUACAUUUAUCUGAACGUCAGAUCAAAAUAUGGUUUCAAAAUCGACGGAUGAAGUAUAAAAAAGAUAACAAACAUAACAAGCCAUCAUCAUCAGUCGAGGACAGCAGUCCGUCUACAAGCUCCAAAGAAAUGUCACCAAGCCAUCAGGAUCAUAAAUUAAGCCACGGAAGAAGCUGCGGAGGGCAUGAUAGACAUAGAAGAUUAAUAACCGACGGUCAUACAAGCCAUAAAAUAUACCUCACCGCAAAUGAUACCGUUAUGCGUCCACCAGAAUAUCCCCAGAUGAAUUCCCUAAAAUCAAUAAUAAAAAGUACUCAAAACGCAAUGGACUUGCCGUCAUAUACGCCUAACCUUACUUACUCAACGUAUUACGCAGCAGGUACUUCAAGCGGCAGGGCCUCUUACUCACCAGUAUCAGAGGUUUAUCGAUACAAUGGCGAUGAAUCAUUGCAACCGAAUUCUAGUGCGCUAUCUACACUGCCAUCGGACAGUUAUGUACCUAACGGUAUAAGUAUUAAGUUGGGAGAUGAGAUGUCCCGCUACCCUACAAGUGCUGCAUCGUACUAUAAUUCACUAUCAGCAACGAUGAUGCCGUCUACGUCAGAUAUUUACGCUUAUUCUUCAGGCAUUCCGUCAAUAUCUACGCACUCAUAUGAAGAAAAUAUUCAAAAUAGACCAAGUAUUUCUUUAAACCAAGACGCGUACUUUUCUUAUCUUCCAACAACAGAUACUUCUAGUCAGAACACGUCUGCCGCAUCGAAGUUUUCGUCUUCAUACAUAUCGUUGUAA
Molecule: messenger RNA, 1626 nt
Organism: Pieris brassicae (large cabbage white)
Lineage: Eukaryota; Metazoa; Arthropoda; Insecta; Lepidoptera; Pieridae
Gene: zen
Product: homeobox protein Hox-A3a-like
Exons: 3
Coding region: 1-1626 (541 amino acids)
Biological process (GO): regulation of transcription by RNA polymerase II
Cellular component (GO): nucleus
Molecular function (GO): DNA-binding transcription factor activity, RNA polymerase II-specific; RNA polymerase II cis-regulatory region sequence-specific DNA binding
Source: RefSeq, a predicted model, not a curated record